Molecule: messenger RNA, 5865 nt
Organism: Hippopotamus amphibius kiboko
Lineage: Eukaryota; Metazoa; Chordata; Mammalia; Artiodactyla; Hippopotamidae
Gene: SETD5
Product: SET domain containing 5
Exons: 28
Coding region: 974-5464 (1496 amino acids)
Molecular function (GO): protein binding
Source: RefSeq, a predicted model, not a curated record
GCCGCCGCCGCCGCCGCCGCCGCCGCCGCCGCCGCCGGGGGAGGGGCGGCCGCCGCCCGCCUGCGCUCAGAGACUCACGCAGCCCCAGUCCCGCCAGUCCGCCAACACUGUAGUGCCGGCCCCCCCUCCUUCCCUGGCCCUUCCCCCUCCCCGCCUUCGGCUCGCUCCGCCUUUCUGCCCCCCACCCCCACCUCACGGGCACGGGCCAUUCCCGGCCAGGAAACGCCGUGGCGCCGCGUUGGGCCUAACUCGAGUCCUGCUGCCUCCCGGGAGUGCCGUGCGCCGCAGCCCGGGCCUAGGCCUGGGACAAGGUCUUCAGAGCUACUGGCAGAUAAUUUGGGGGGACUUCAUAUUCAGAGGUCUAUAAAAAGUUUGCUUCAUAUUUCAAAAUGAGUCAAGCAUCUCAGAUCAUCUGCUGUUUUAAAAUUUGCAUUAAUCCCCUGGAUUGACUCAAUUAAUGGAUUCCUCAUGUCCAUAACAUGUUGGUUGAGGCUCUGCAGCUCACCCCCACUCUCAGAGUGGCCAGUCUCCAAUAAUUGGACCCCGUGAUUUCCACUCUCUGCUGUGUUGGACGUCAUGAGCAUUGCAAUCCCUCUGGGAGUCACCACACCAGAUACAUCCUACUCAGAUAUGGCUGCUGGAUCAGAAAAGGAAGUGGAAGCCCCCUACCUUUCAAGACGAAGUGGCACUACACCAGGAUGUGAAAGUCCAGCGAAAGAGACCCAAGGGGCCUAGGGAGCAGCACACCCCCAGAAGCCAAGUCUAUUCCAGGCAGUACCAGGGAUUAGGGUCUGGGCUGGAAAAAUCCUGGUGUUUUGAAUAUGUUCAGGUCCAGUUCAGACUCUUGAUCCCACAGCCACUUCUUGAGUGAGGGUAUCCUGUCUUGGUAGUGAAUGGAAGAGGGCCUGGUCCCUGGGGCAGUGCAGAAGGCACUUUCAUCAUCUCACUCACUGCAAAUGUCAUGUGAGGUUUCAUGGAAGUAUUAAGAGAUCCAAUUAAGAAGAAUAGUUCUGAGUCUAAACCAGCCCAGAGUGGCUUCUCUAGGGGAAACUCCCUGCUCAGCUGCCCUGAAUCUGUGGAGGCUAGUCCAGCAGUUAAUGAGAAGAGCGUGUAUUCCACUCAUAAUUAUGGGACCACUCAGAGGCAUGGGUGUCGAGGACUGCCUUAUGCUGAUCAUAAUUACGGAGCCCCUCCUCCUCCGACACCUCCUGCUUCUCCCCCUGUCCAGACGAUCAUCCCUCGUUCUGACCUGAAUGGCCUGCCGUCGCCCGUAGAGGAACGCUGUGGAGACAGCCCGAACUCUGAAGGAGAGACUGUUCCUACCUGGUGUCCUUGUGGUCUUUCUCAGGAUGGCUUCCUUCUCAACUGUGACAAGUGCAGGGGAAUGAGCAGGGGGAAGGUUAUUAGACUUCAUCGGCGGAAGCAGGACAACAUAUCAGGUGGGGAUAGCAGUGCAACAGAAAGCUGGGAUGAGGAGCUUUCUCAUUCCACUGUGUUGUAUACAGCAACACAGCACACACCUACAAGCAUCACCUUAACUGUGAGAAGAACCAAACCCAAGAAGCGGAAAAAGAGUCCAGAAAAGGGUCGUGCGGCACCAAAGACGAAGAAAAUCAAGGCAUUUCGAGAGGGAUCCCGGAAGUCCUUGCGGAUGAAGAAUUCUCCUUCUGAAGCACAGAAUUUAGAUGAGAAUACAACUGAGGGAUGGGAAAAUCGGAUAAGACUAUGGACUGAUCAGUAUGAAGAAGCCUUCACUAAUCAGUACAGUGCAGAUGUACAGAACGCCCUUGAACAGCAUCUACAUUCUAGCAAGGAAUUUGUGGGCAAACCUGCUAUUUUAGACACUAUUAAUAAGACUGAAUUGGCCUGUAAUAAUACAGUUAUUGGUUCCCAAAUGCAGCUACAGUUGGGAAGAGUCACUCGUGUUCAGAAGCACCGGAAGAUCCUGAGGGCUGCAAGAGAUUUGGCUUUGGACACUCUUAUAAUAGAGUAUCGAGGCAAAGUCAUGUUACGGCAGCAAUUUGAAGUCAACGGGCAUUUCUUCAAAAAACCAUACCCCUUUGUGCUCUUCUACUCAAAAUUCAAUGGUGUAGAGAUGUGUGUGGAUGCACGUACUUUCGGUAAUGAUGCUCGUUUCAUCAGAAGAUCAUGUACACCAAAUGCAGAGGUGCGACACAUGAUAGCAGAUGGGAUGAUUCACCUCUGUAUCUAUGCUGUGUCUGCCAUCACCAAGGAUGCCGAGGUCACCAUAGCAUUUGAUUAUGAGUACAGUAACUGUAAUUAUAAAGUGGACUGCGCAUGUCACAAGGGGAACCGGAAUUGCCCUAUACAAAAAAGGAAUCCCAGUGCUACAGAACCACCACUCCCACCUCCUCCAAGCCUACCCACCAUCGGAGCAGAGACAAGACGUAGAAAAGCACGACGGAAAGAGCUAGAGAUGGAGCAGCAGAAUGAGGCUCCAGAAGAGGAUAACAACCAGCAACCGGAACAAAUUCCUGAGAAAGUAACCGUAUCCAGUGACCAUGAGGAAGUAGACAAUCCAGAAGAAAAAGUAGAAGAGAAAGAAGAGGUUACAGAUGAUCAGGAGAACCCAGCUCAUAGCAGGAGGACUCGGGAAGAUAGGAAGGUUGAAGCCAUCAUGCAUGCUUUUGAAAACUUAGAGAAAAGAAAGAAGCGGCGGGAUCAGCCCUUGGAACAAAGCAACUCUGACAUAGAGAUUACUACCACCACCUCAGAGAGUCCUGUGGAAGAGGAGACAAAAACUGAAGCUCCUGAAUCUGAAAUUAGCAACCCUGCUUCAAACAUUGCCAUCCCAAGCAACCCACAGAGUGUUGGAGUGAACACCCGGAGGUCUUCCCAGGCAGGGGAUAUUGCUGCAGAAAAACCAGCCUCCAAACCACCUCCAGCAAAGCCUUCUAGGCCCCGACCGAAGAGUCGAAUUUCUCGGUACCGGACCAGUUCAGCCCAAAGACUAAAGCGUCAAAAGCAGGCCAUUGCACAGCAGGCAGAGUUAUCACAAGCUGCCUUGGAAGAGGGGGGAAAUAACAGCUCAGUAACUCCUACUGAAGCUGGAAAUGUAGACAGUUCAGGAGAAAACAGGCAAUUAACGGGGUCUGACCCAACUGUGGUAUCAGUUACUGGAUCCCAUGUCAACCGUGCUGCAUCUAAAUACCCCAAAACCAAAAAGUAUCUAGUUACAGAAUGGUUGAAUGACAAAGCAGAGAAGCAAGAGUGCCCUGUUGAGUGCCCUUUACGUAUCACCACGGACCCAACUGUACUGGCAACGACCCUGAACAUGUUACCCGGUCUUAUCCAUUCCCCGUUAAUUUGCACCACCCCCAAACACUACAUUCGCUUUGGCUCACCCUUUAUCCCUGAGAGGCGUCGAAGGCCGCUUCUGCCUGAUGGCACAUUCAGCUCCUGUAAAAAGCGCUGGAUAAAGCAAGCCUUGGAAGAAGGGAUGACCCAAACAUCAUCUAUACCCCAAGAGACUAGAACUCAGCACCUAUACCAAAGUAAUGAGAAUAGUAAUUCUUCUAGUAUCUGCAAAGACAAUGCAGACUUGUUGAGUCCAUUAAAGAAAUGGAAGUCUCGCUAUCUGAUGGAGCAGAAUGUCACCAAGUUACUGCGGCCUCUUUCUCCAGUCACACCACCCCUUCCCAAUCCAGGCUCAAAGAGCCCCCAGCUGACCACACCUGGCCCAUCUCACCCAGAAGAGGAGUGUCGAAAUGGUUACAGCCUCAUGUUCUCACCAGUCACAUCUCUUACUACUGCUAGUCGCUGCAAUACUCCUCUGCAAUUUGAGAACAUAUCCUCCCCUGAGAGUUCCCCUGCGAAUAGGCCCGAGUCCCUGUCACCCGAGCUUUGUCACCGAAAAGACCUGGACUUGACAAAAGUAGGCUACCUUGACUCCAACACUAACAGCUGUGCUGACAGACCUUCCCUGAUCAACUCAGGUCAUUCUGACCUGGCUCCUCAUCCCUCUGUUGGGCCCACCUCUGAGACUGGCUUUACAAGCAGGAGUGGAGAUGGACAUCAGACCCUUGUGAGAAACUCGGACCAGACAUUUCGGACAGAGUUUAAUUUGAUGUAUGCCUACUCCCCAUUGAACGCUAUGCCUCGAGCAGAUGGAUUGUAUCGAGGGUCUCCCCUAGUAGGGGAUAGGAAGCCUUUACAUUUGGAUGGGGGCUAUUGUUCCCCUGCAGAAGGGUUUCCCAGCAGAUACGAACAUGGUUUUAUGAAAGACAUCUCUCGUGGAUCCAUGUCACCUGGUGGCGAAAGGGCUUGUGAAGGAGUCCCAUCUGCCCCCCAGAACCCACCACAGAGGAAAAAGGUAUCCCUGCUGGAGUACCGCAAACGGAAACAAGAAGCCAAGGAAAAUUCCGCUGGUGGGGGAGGUGAUUCUACACAGAGCAAAAGCAAGUCUGCAGGAGCUGGGCAAGGCAGCAGUAACUCACUUUCUGACACUGGUGCCUAUGGUGUGCAGGGAUCCUCAGCCCGAACCCCAUCUUCCCCUCACAAAAAAUUCUCCCCAUCUCAUUCCUCUAUGUCUCAUUUGGAGGCAGUAAGCCCAUCAGAUUCCAGAGGCACUUCAUCUCACUGCAGACCUCAAGAGAGUAUCAGCAGUAGGUGGAUGGUUCCCACAUCAGUAGAACGACUCCGAGAAGGAGGGAGCAUCCCCAAGGUCCUCCGAAGCAGUGUGAGGGUGGCCCAAAAAGGAGAGCCUUCUCCCACGUGGGAGAGUAAUAUCACAGAAAAAGACUCAGACCCUGCAGAUGGUGAAGGUCCAGAGACACUGAGCUCAGCACUCUCUAAAGGAGCAGCCGUUUACAGCCCUUCCAGAUACAGCUACCAGCUCCUGCAGUGUGAUAGUCCACGGACAGAAUCACAAAGCCUCCUUCAACAGAGUUCCUCCCCCUUUAGAGGACAUCCCACCCAGUCUCCGGGAUACAGUUAUCGAACUACUGCACUGAGACCUGGGAACCCCCCUUCUCAUGGUUCUUCAGAAUCCUCCCUCUCUUCCACGUCCUAUUCCAGCCCUGCCCACCCUGUGUCCACAGACUCAUUGGCCCCUUUUACGGGGACACCAGGGUAUUAUAGCAGCCAGCCACAUUCUGGAAACAGCACCGGCAGCAGUCUUCCAAGGAGGAGCUGCCCUUCUAGUGCUGCUAGCCCUACCCCACAGGGCCCCUCAGACUCGCCGACCUCAGACUCGGUUUCCCAGUCCAGCACAGGAACUCUGAGUUCCACCUCCUUUACUCAGAACUCUAGGUCGUCAUUGCCAUCAGACUUCCGGACUAUCAGUCUGCCCAGUGCUGGGCAGUCAGCUGCCUACCAGGCCUCCAGGGUAUCUGCGGUUUCCAAUUCACAGCACUACCCACAUCGAGGGAGUGGGGGUGUGCACCAGUACCGGCUCCAGCCACUGCAGGGGUCGGGGGUCAAGACUCAGACAGGACUUUCCUAGGGCUUCUGGAUUUGGGCAUACAGAACUGAAUGAGCCCAUAGCUGCUUCCUUCCAGCUGCCUCUGGAACCUAGGCCAAGCAUACUGCUGGGGAAGGGGGUACAAGGUGCCAGAGGAUUGGGUCUGGUCGACAAGAAACAAGACUUGUGGUCGCGACUGGCUCUGGCCUUGGAGAAAGAUGUAAAUCUUGUCUGAAGCAGAGACUAUAAAGAAGUUUCUCCCUGCUGUUAAGGGUACAUUGUUGACAAGCAAAUGGUGUUUCGGUUAGUAAUGGUUCUAAGUGCAAUGAGUUGUGUUGAAGCCUCCAUCUCCCAUCCUUGCCUGUAGCCUGUGUCACUUGUGCAGUGAGGACAUCUUUUUAAACGCACCCCCCCCCCCCAAAAAAAAAAAAAACAAAAAACAA